AUGUCGCACCACGUUUUAAAAGUCGCGUUUUUAAUCAUUGGUAUUUCCCUAUGUGCACUUCUUAUGAACACGAUGACCCGCUUUGAUGGAUACGACGUACACCGUUCAAAUCCAUCGCCACUUGAUGCCAGAGUUUACGACAAAGUCAGGAUUUUUUUGUUGUUUAUUGGUUACAACAGAAGCAGACACACCCUGCUUGCAGCUUUGUUAGACGCUCAUCCACAUGUUGUCGUUGCCAAUGACCUUAACAUCCUACAGCAGUGGAUUACCAUGCCUGGAAUAUUUCACAGGAAAAAAUAUUUUAUCUAUGAGCUGAUUUAUGCCAAAUCACGGUAUGAUGUGAUGUAUGGUGUGCGCUCUAGAGCAGUAAACGGGGGCCCAGUACAGUAUCAUUACAACGUAAAGGGUCAGUGGCAAGGGAAGAUUCAUGAGAGUGUACAGGUCAUAGGAGACAAGAAAGCAGCUCAGGCUUCAAGAAUUUUGCUCGAAAGUGAUGGAAGGGAACAUCUUCGAAAUUUAGAGCGUAAACUUGGCACAACGCUUAAAUUCAUUCACGUGGUCCGUAAUCCUUUCGAUAACAUAGCAACUUUAGCGCUUCGCAGGGCGAAAGUCAAGAAAAACAAAGUCCAAGACAACCUUGAGUCUGAAAGUGAAAUGUUCAGCGAAAUACGGCCGAAUCGUGGUUCUUAA
This is a messenger RNA of Stylophora pistillata, 690 nucleotides long. RefSeq lists its product as uncharacterized. Gene Ontology annotation, molecular function: protein-tyrosine sulfotransferase activity. Gene Ontology annotation, biological process: peptidyl-tyrosine sulfation. Lineage: Eukaryota; Metazoa; Cnidaria; Anthozoa; Scleractinia; Pocilloporidae. The record is from RefSeq and is a predicted model, not a curated record. Gene Ontology annotation, cellular component: Golgi apparatus.